CACCGCAAAUACUGCAACAACACUACUUCACCGUUCUAAAUGACGUAUUUGAAACAGAGCAGCCAACACCGACGUAGCAACGGCAUUUUGAUGAUAGCUUCAAUUUUGGCAUUCUUCUCGUUAUUCUCAACAGCGAUGGCAGCAAACAAGGAACGUACUUUUAUUAUGGUCAAGCCCGAUGCCGUCCAACGUGGACUCGUCGGCAAGAUCAUCGAGCGUUUCGAACAGAAAGGCUUCAAAUUGGUCGCCAUGAAAUUCAUGUGGGCUUCCAAGGACUUGUUGGAGAAACACUACUCCGACUUAUCUGCUCGUCCAUUCUUCCCCGGUUUGGUUAAUUACAUGAGCUCCGGCCCAGUAGUUCCAAUGGUGUGGGAAGGUUUGAAUGUCGUCAAGACCGGUCGCCAAAUGUUGGGUGCCACCAACCCAGCUGACUCCCUGCCAGGUACAAUUCGUGGUGAUUUCUGCAUCCAAGUUGGACGCAACAUUCUCCAUGGUUCCGAUGCUGUUGAAUCGGCUAACAAGGAAAUCGCUUUGUGGUUCAAUGAGAAAGAAUUGGUCUCAUGGACUCCAGCUGCCGAGAACUGGGUCUACGAAUAAGAAGUUGAUCUUUAAAAAUUCGUCAUACUUUUGUUUCUUAGUAUUAAAAAAAAAAAAUAAUUAAACAAUCGUCAAGCAUUUCCAACUUUUUAAGUUAAAAAACGAGAAAAACACGUCAAAUAAAUAAAAAAAAAGUUAACCGAAAA
Messenger RNA from Episyrphus balteatus (marmalade hoverfly), 743 nucleotides. It is a transcript of the gene awd, whose product is annotated as nucleoside diphosphate kinase. Gene Ontology annotation, biological process: GTP biosynthetic process; UTP biosynthetic process; CTP biosynthetic process. Lineage: Eukaryota; Metazoa; Arthropoda; Insecta; Diptera; Syrphidae. The record is from RefSeq and is a predicted model, not a curated record. The transcript is spliced from 2 exons. The coding region runs from base 40 to 597 and encodes 185 amino acids. Gene Ontology annotation, molecular function: nucleoside diphosphate kinase activity.